GCCGGAAUGAGGGUGGAGCGGCGACACCGCCCGACCAGGCGGUCCGGUUCACAGACAUGCACUCGCAUGUCGCGCCCCGCCCGCCGGCCGCGAGCCCCGAAGCAUAUUUCCUUGACACUUGCAGCGCAGGCCAUCUUUCCAGCGCCUACCCACCGGACGGAUGGCCCGUUUCGUCGCGUCGCGUCGCGAUGACGGGGUCCCCCUCUGGUGGAAGGGCUGGGGUCUGUGUGCGUCUUUUGGCGCUCGUCUGCGGUUCCAGAUGCUUCGUUGGAUUCUACUCGCGCGUUGCCGGUGUGGGGGUGAACUCGGUGAGUGUGGCGGAUUGGGGUUGGUGAUGAGAUUGACGAGCCAGGGCUGCUCUUUGAAGCCCGGGUGGGAGGGAGCUCGCGCGUUUGCGUCAUGGGCGGGGUUUGCACUUUUGCUGCAUAUUAUUGUUCAAUCGCACACCUACCUACCCUUCCUCGUGAUGCCACCAACAUCCUCUCAAUCACCCACCGAUGAUGCUACUACCUCGAUCGCCCUCACCAACGCCCCCGCCGUAGCAGCAUGGCGCAUGCCCACCAACGAUAUCGUCUACCUCGGCCAAAAAGGCACCGCCCGCAUCGGCCUCGACAUCCGCCUCUCGGCCCGCACAGCCCUCAUUGACCUCCGCGUGCCCAUCGGAUUCCAAAACAGCACAGCCUACACGACGCUGCACCUGGUGAUCCCGCCCUCGCGCAUCUCCCACCUAAGCUCAACAAACACAAUCCCUACCGCGGUCAAAGAAACCUUCCUACACGGCCGCACCUGCACCUCCGACCACGACAUCCUAGGUCUCGCCUUCGUGCUCUCUACAGCCGGAGACCUCGUGGCGCCGGCCGCGGGGCUGGGCGUUCCGCGCAGCAGGAAAGCGGACGAGAUGCUUACGCUGGUAAAGGCGCUUGGGACGGCACGCGAGUUCGAGAUAUACGUGCCGCGGGCGAGCCUGGCGGAGGCGCAGGCGCGGGCGCUGUGCGAGGUGGUGUGCGGCGGGCGGGUCGUGGAUGAUGGGCUGGUGCUGGAGCGGCUGUAUGGCGGGGCUGGCGGGGCGGUUGUGCCGCUCGAGGAUCCGGACCAGGUGGUGAGUGGUAAUGCGCCCCUGCCGCCGCCGGCGUACGAGGAUGUGGCUACUGGUACGGAGGGGGAGAGCUCGCGGCCGGGCAAGCGGCGCAGGCUCAACGACGCCGACGACGGGCAAGGCAGCGUGGAUGAGAAGACCACUGAGUCGCUGGACGAAAAGCCCGGCAGCAGUAGCGGCACCAUGGAUAUCAACGCGCUAGCGGCCGUAGUGCUCUCUCUGCAAGCGCGCGUGAAGCAGCUCGAAGGCGAGCGCGCCACAGCUCCCACACCCGCAGUCGUACGCAGCACGCGCACAACAGGCACGCAGACGGAGCCCAACCCCAACCCCGACGUCGAUGCGCUCGAAGCCCUCGCCACCAACACGACGGCCCAUAUCGCCCAGCUCCGCCACGACAUCUCGACGCAAGCAGCCGCGUACGCGACGGCCCUCCGCGACCUGACGGCGCAUCUCGAGGGCAGCGUGGCCGAUAUGCAGUACCAGUGCGGGCAGGAGGCGGACGCGGGCCUGGACCGCCUGGACAGCGAGUGGCAGGAGCGGCUGACGGGCAUUCAGCUCGAGAUGCAGGACUUUGUGACGCAGGAGAUGGAGGAGGUCGAGGGGCGGAUUAAGCGCGAUUUCGAGGCUGGACGGGCCGUGCUGAGGGUGGAGUGGGAUGAAUGAAUUGCUCAGUAGACUCCCUCCUCGACGGAGCUAAACAUAAAUCUGCGUAGCCUUUCGCCAAC
Messenger RNA from Aplosporella prunicola CBS 121167, 1821 nucleotides. RefSeq lists its product as uncharacterized. Lineage: Eukaryota; Fungi; Ascomycota; Dothideomycetes; Botryosphaeriales; Aplosporellaceae. Bases 161 to 1759 code for a protein of 532 amino acids. The record is from RefSeq and is a predicted model, not a curated record. The transcript is spliced from 2 exons.